CCUGAGUUUGUGGCCAUUGUGGCUUAUACGGACCCUUCCGACCCCUCAGCCCAGGAGGAGAUGUUGAAAAUCGCUGCUGUGAUCCAGUCGCUGGGCUGGAGCGACAAGAAAGACACACAGGAUGCCCUUGCCGAAGUCCUGUCCGUCAUGUCCAAGGACGCUUCGGGGACCCGGGUGAGGGUGGAGGAGGCAGGCCGGGAGGUGGACGCCAUGGUCCUGAGGAAGGCCGAAGACGACGGGAACCUUCUGGAAUGCAUUUCUACCUUGGCCGAGCCAGAGACCCCGUCCGAGGGGAAGCGGGCGCAGCGUGGCCUCCUCCGGGGCUGGGGCGAGGACGACGAGGAUGACGGGGGCCUCCUGGAGCUAGUGGCACUCCUGGCUGCCCAGGACAUGGCGCAGGAGAUGAAGGAGGAGAAAGAAAAUGCCUGGGAAGGCGGGAAGUACACGUACGCCAAAGGCAAGCUGGGGGAGGUCCUGGCCCUCCUGGCUGCCCGUGAGAACAUGGCCUCGAGCGAGGCGUCGGAAGAGGCUUCGGACCAAGGGUCCGAACAGGAGUCCGAGGACACGGAGAGCGACGAGUCGGAGCCCGAAGACAGGGCGUCCAAGAAGCCCCGGGCCAAGAGGGCGCGCACGGCCCCCAAGGGCCUGGCCCAG
Molecule: messenger RNA, 654 nt
Organism: Galeopterus variegatus (Sunda flying lemur)
Lineage: Eukaryota; Metazoa; Chordata; Mammalia; Dermoptera; Cynocephalidae
Exons: 1
Source: RefSeq, a predicted model, not a curated record